Molecule: messenger RNA, 1678 nt
Organism: Momordica charantia (bitter melon)
Lineage: Eukaryota; Viridiplantae; Streptophyta; Magnoliopsida; Cucurbitales; Cucurbitaceae
Gene: PMP
Product: putative type 1 membrane protein
Cellular component (GO): endomembrane system
Source: RefSeq, a predicted model, not a curated record
GAUUGUUUCGUGAAGUUAGAACGACCCCGAGAGAAUCCAAGCCCACGACUCGGCCCGACGCAACCCACGAUCGUUCAGGUGUAGACUUCGCUCGGCGAUUGCUGAUUCCUCUUGUUCUCCGAAGGCUGCAGGGUUCAGAAUCUCUCCAAGAUGGAAUUUCGCAGUUCCUACAUAUUCUUCAGCCUGUUAAUCAUCCUGCCUCUGGCUAGGUGCGAGGAUACUGGUACGGUACUGUUCGUUGAUAGCUCGUCGCAUCAAUAUCUUCGAUCUCAUUCGCCCGAUGAUGGCUUCGAGCUUAGUUCAAUGUCACUACCAGAAAUUGGUGCUGCUAUAUCAGUCUUGCUUGGUUUUGUGCCACCUUCAACACUUUCAGCUUCUGGUUCAUCUAAGCUGAAUGGCAUUUUGAUGCCAAAUCCGCUUGAUAGGCCUCGUGCAGUUUUAAUGCUUGAAAUUAAAGGAGAAUAUGGUCCUGAAAUUGUAAAUCUAAAAAGUGGCAUAUCCAGCAAUGUCCUUACGAGCAAGGUUCAUGUAGGUUCUGAGAGUGCUGACAUCCAACUUCCUGAUGAAGAUGAAGUCUCUGUUGUUCCUUUGAAUGAACCAUUGACAGAUUAUACCGAUGAAGAUAUUAGAGAAUUUGCAUCUUUUAUUGGUGGAUCAUACAUUGCCGAUGAAUCAAAAACCUUGAACGGAGAGUUGACUGUGCCCUUGACUGAUGCCAUUAAGAUAAAUCUUUAUUUGUCUAAGAUAGAGGACAGAGAAUUUAUAGGUAAUCUUUUGUGUCUCUUUCACAAUAGUAGAAGGGCUGUACACAUUCAUGAGGAUUUGUCACAAAAUGUGCGAAGUCCAGCUGAACUCAUCAGUGGUUCUUUCAAUAGCAUCAAGGCAUUGAAAGAUCAAGAUGAUUCUGAAGGAGAUGCUGAUCACAGAUCAAGACUAUUUAUUGUUACUUUGUCCAAGAUAUUCCACCUACUCCAAGAAGCAUAUGAUGGUCAAAUUGUUGGAGUCAUUCUCUUUUCUGAAUCAUCACCACAAAAGGCAGAGAAAGGAUUAAAUGUGGUGUUUACCCCUCGGCUAGCUCCACGUUGGUUGGUGGAAGACGUCAAACUUAACACGACUAUUCAAGAAGUAAUAUUGGUUAGGACAACCCUUGCCUGGAUCACAGGAAUCAUCCUUUUGAUUGCUACUCUCAUGGGGUCGUGCUGCCUUCUAAGGAUGCCACUCACAAGGGACACCCUCCUCUAUUCUAACGUGAAAUUGGACUAAGAUUGAUUGAAGCAUCCAACUGCAUAGACGCGCGAAACGACUUGUGUCCUUCGUCGAAGCAUUUCGGCACGAGAUUUGUGUAAGUGCCCUUUCAACAAUGUUCUUGUCUACAUUUUGGUGUAGAAAACCUUGGUAUUAUUAAUGGUAGCAAUGGUAUUGUAUGCGCCCUACAGGAUAAUGAUGGAUAUAUAUUGGAUGCAUAACAAGAUGGGUUGUUGUAUAAUAAAGUUAUUUUUGAAAUGAGAUUAAUUUUAUGUAUAUUAUCAAAAGUCACCACUCACAGGGGUCGAUACGCAUCUGUUGACGACGUGGAAGAUUGCGAGAGGUGGUGAUGCAAUUAUUCAACUUUGUUGUACUUUAUUUUUGGUGAACAUGAGUUUUCCCAAGGUUCAAAAUAAAUUCCAUUUUUAGAAUC